AUGGCAGAAAAGCUAUCUCCUGAGCAGGAACUGAGUCGUCUGAUCCCGGUUCUGGAUGCCAUCGGGGAUUUGCCUGAAAUUGAGGGAAAGCUGAUAUCAGUCGACACCUUUUACUCGGAAGUCGCCUUGGAAGCAGCCAAACAUGGGGCUGAUAUCGUGAACGACGUCUCGGGCGGGAGAUUAGACUCCGACAUGCAUAAAGUGGUGGCGGGCCUCAAAAUUCCGUACGUCGCCAUGCACAUGCGAGGGGACCCAUCUACAAUGCAGAACAGCGAGAACCUGACCUAUAGUGAUGUGUGCGUUGACGUGGCACGCGAACUGUGCGUGCUCGCUGGGGAGGCCGAGUUAUCCGGACUGCCAGCCUGGAGGAUGAUUGUGGACCCUGGGAUCGGAUUCUCAAAAAAUAUGGAGCAGAAUUUGGAUAUAGUUAAUAGGUUGAAGGAUAUCAGGGGUGAGAUUGGGAAAAGGAGGUUGGCCAUGUCACGUGUGCCCGUGUUGUUAGGGGUUUCGAGGAAGAGGUUCUUGGGUGAGAUUUGCAGCCAGCCAAACGCGGCACAGCGGGAUGCUGCUACCGUGGCUUGUGUGGCGGCUGGGGUUUUUGGGGGUGCGAAUAUUGUGAGGGUGCACAAUGUGAGGGAUAAUAGGGAUGCUGUUAGGGUCUGCGAGGCAUUGAUGCGGAGAAGGAAAUGA
This is a messenger RNA of Striga hermonthica, 690 nucleotides long. The record is from the annotation of a GenBank genome assembly. Lineage: Eukaryota; Viridiplantae; Streptophyta; Magnoliopsida; Lamiales; Orobanchaceae.